Messenger RNA from Rhineura floridana, 2346 nucleotides. It is a transcript of the gene TSTD3, whose product is annotated as thiosulfate sulfurtransferase like domain containing 3. Lineage: Eukaryota; Metazoa; Chordata; Lepidosauria; Squamata; Rhineuridae. Gene Ontology annotation, molecular function: thiosulfate-cyanide sulfurtransferase activity. The coding region runs from base 33 to 608 and encodes 191 amino acids. The record is from RefSeq and is a predicted model, not a curated record. The transcript has 4 exons. Gene Ontology annotation, cellular component: mitochondrion.
AACCGUCAGAUACCUGCGCUGCGGUGGGAAACAUGUGGGGUUGGGGUUGCCGGCUGGGUAGGGCAGCCUUUGUUUUAAUUACACAGCGGACAGCGGUAACUGCAAGCGGCGGGCGAAGAGGGAGCCAGCUAGCACAGAGCCACCAUGGGGGCUUCCUACUGCGGUUGGAAUCGGCAGCAGGCAAUUGUCCUUUCCGCAACUCGAACUGUCUAAAACCUGAAAGACCCAAAGUGAUUGUUUGCCACUUUUGCACUGCUAAGGAUCAAGUCUCUUUCAAAGAACUCAAGGAGAUGCUAGAAUCCAAUGCCAUUUUACUUAUUGAUGUUAGAGAGAAAUGGGAAACUGAGCAGUAUGGAAAAAUCCGUGGAUCCAUCAACAUUCCAUUGGGCGAGGUUGUGGAAGCUUUACAGAUGGAUCCAGUUCAUUUUAAGGAGAUAUACAAUCAAGAUAUGCCUUCUAAAUCAGACAAUUUAGUCUUUUCAUGUAUGGCAGGAGUGAGAAGCAUCCAAGCUCUAGCUGCUGCAAAAUCUCUGGGUUUCAGCAGAGCUCAGCACUUUGCUGGUGGCUUCAAAGAAUGGACAGAGUAUGAAUCAUCAAGGAAAAAAUGACUUCUGGCUUAAUGACCUAUUCAGUAUCUGAAAUUGCCCAGGGCUAAGGCUAAUAUCAGCUAACUUUUCUUAACGAUCUACAUACUGUACAUUUAGGAACUGUUUAUGUAGUAAGAUAUUGGUUGUGUUAGACAGCAGGAAAGAAAUGAAACCUGUUUUUGAAUAUUCAGUCUGGCUUUUCACUAUUAUGGAAGUCUCUUCUCCAAAGGCUGUCAGAUCAUCUCCAAAGUCUGUCAGAUCAACCCCAAAGUCUGACCAUUUCCUCUUAAAUAGUUUUGCUUUAAUGUAAGAAAUUUGCAAUAGAUCCUUAUUGUAGGCUAAAUCAUUAUUUGCUUUUCCCCAUAACUGUAUAAUUUUGACUCUGAAUACACUAAUUGAAUUGUAUUUAAUCACAAUUUAAAAAUUCAAGUUGGGCAUUAUAAAAUAAGUAAUUAGACCCAGAAAAUGUAUUGCCUCGAACAACUUCAGCUAAAUUUCCCAGUAAUUUUUGCUGUACAUAGAGCUCAAAUGUUUAUCCAGCGUAUAAGAAGUAACCUGUGCUUCCUUUCCUUACUUUUAAGUUUUGGACUUUUUAUAGAGUCCUGCUUGUUGUCAUUGAUAUUCAGUUUUUCUAGUCUAAUACUACAUGUUUGUGGAAAUAAUUGUAUGGGGAAACAUGCUUUUAUCCAAAUAGGGAGAAGCAUUCAUAGUAUGAACACAACAUACUACAUCUACAUAACCAAUUACUAUUCCAUAUAAACCAGUUAAAUCAAAGACGCAAUCUGUUUCCAACUGGACAGCUUCCAUUGAUUUUAGUGGAUUGGGGUUCCUUUAUGUAUCUGUAAUACCAUCUUGAUUUGUUUGGUUGGUUUACUUGUAUUUCUGGAAAAAAAACUAGUCAAAAUUGUCCGUUUGCAUUUGUUUUUAUUCCUACCCAGCUAGUUCAUAUUACAAAUAAAGUUUAAACCCUCAAGGGAACAAAAUUAAUUUCCAAAAGGCUAAAGGACAAGGUGUCUUCAAACAAUCAUGUUAGCAAGGGUGUGGAACAAGACAACAAAAUAAGCAGAACAAAUAAGGAGAAUAUGAAAAGGCCAGAAACACAUCACUUCUCACAGAAGUGUUUUUGUAAGUCAGUAUCCAAACACACUUUAUAAAAAUAACUUACAGUUAAGUGCAAAGAGCCCAGUCAUUUGCAUACAAAAACACUUUGGUUACACUUAAUUGAAUGACAGAGCAAGUAGAGGCAGGCACUGCUGCUUUUUAAAAAUCAAGUUUUAGAACAAGCACCAAGUGACAAAAUUCUUCAAACCAACAUUCCUUUGUUUUUGUACCAGUAUAAUGUUGUUCUCUGAGACGAAAAAAGACCUAAGACUGAAAUCCAGUAGUUAUUUUUAUUCAACUUUGUUUUAGGAUAACACACAUUAAUUUCAUUACGAAAUGUGCACACUGUUCAUUAAAAUCUAAGGGUUAGGGUGUCCCUCAUAAGUCUCCCGAAUCCAUGAUAAUUUAUCUUUUAUCUGGCUCAAAUAAAGAGAUUACCACCCAAGUUGCAAAGUUUUUAUAUGUGGUCCAACAGAAACGCAGAGCUAUUACUACUAGUUAGUAAGAUAUUGGGUAUUACUCAAUUUGCCAUUAUUUUUAUUUCUGCUCUAUUUGAUUAUAUUGUGUUUUGUAUUGCAUUUUAGUUUAAUUUUGUUUUUAUUCUGUAUAUACUAUGGGUCUGUGACCGCAAUAAAUUAUUGAUGAUGGACAAGAUUCU